AUGUGUCAACGCGGUGCAGAUCAAAGCGCCGCUGGAAGCCCCGCGCCACGCACCGUACAAGACUUGUGCAUGCCUUUAUAUACUUCAAAUUCAUUUAAAGAAGUUUCUUGUAUGCCAACACCACAGUGUCCCCCCGGGCCCCCCGGCAAGCGCGGCAAGAAGGGCAAAAAAGGCGAACCGGGCGACCCCGGCCCAGCGGGUUUAAUGGGUGCACCGGGGAAGAACGGAUUUCCGACUUUUAAAGCGAUUUCCCCUUUUUACUUUUGUACUGUGACGAGCGCAAGGCCGCGGCGUGGGUCGCUCGCAUACCGAUGGCUUCUGUACGCCAUUGUGACGUUUCAGGGAAGCAAAGGCGAGAAGGGCGAGCGAGGCUUUAUGGGACCAAUCGGACUGGACGGGCCUAAAGGUGAUCCGGGCCGACCUGGUGACAAAGGACAAAAAGGCGAGCUGGGCAGUCCAGGCUUCGAUGUAUUCGCUGCUGUAAAGGGCUUGCAGGCGGCCGGCCACAACAUCUCCGCACACUCUAUCAUACAACUCAAGGGUGAACCGGGUGAGCCGGGCCCACCGGGACCACCGGGCGCGACUGGGGCAACAGGGCUAGCGGGCAACGAGGGUCGAGCGGGGGCACCGGGUGCUCAGGGCCCCCCGGGUCCUGUUGGCCCUCAGGGCAUACAGGGGCCCCAAGGACCACCCGGUCCACAGGGCAUGUCCGGACUCAAGGGCGAUAAGGGUGACAAGGGCGAGCGUGGAUACACGACGACACUUAAGGGCGACGCCUUUCCUACCGGCAUUAUCGAGGGUCCCCCGGGUCCUCCCGGGCCUCCCGGAGCGCCGGGCCCGGCGGGGAUUGCGGCGGUGGGGCCAGCGGGACCCCGCGGUCCACCUGGCACCGACGGACGCCCGGGGGCCACCGGCCUGCCCGGCCCGCCAGGCAAGCCCGGCGAAAUUGGACCGAAAGGAGAGAAAGGAGACUACGGCGACAUGGGAUCGCCUGGCAUGCUGGGUGCCCCCGGCCUGCCCGGCCCGCCCGGGUACCCGGGUCUCAAGGGUGAUAAAGGGGAUAAGGGAGACUCGAAGUACAGGAAGCUGAGAAGAAGGCAGGGAGAUGGCACCGGCUAUGAACUUUAUGGACAUGAAAUGAUGAUGGGUCCACCGGGCGCGCCGGGCUCCCCGGGCUCGCCGGGCGUGGCGGGCCCCCCCGGCAUCAAGGGCGACAAGGGCGAGCCGGGCACGCGCGGGAAGGCCGGUGAACGAGGUGAGAAAGGAGAUGCAGGUCCCAUGGGAUUACCGGGGCCCGUAGGCUUGCCGGGCGAACCGGGCAUGCCGGGCGAGGCGGGUACUCCGGGUCAUCCGGGCGACACGGGACCCCGGGGCCCGCCCGGACUCGACGGAAUGAAAGGCGCGCAGGGCGAGCCGGGCGCUAAGGGCGAGCGCGGCGACCCCGGACUGCCCGGCACUGACGGCAUUCCCGGACAGGAGGGUCCGAAAGGCGACAAAGGCUACAAAGGAGAACCGGGCCCUGGCGGUAAACGUGGACGCAAAGGUGACAAGGGCGAUCGUGGAGAGCAAGGUGUUCCCGGGCUGGACGCGCCUUGCCCACUCGGACCCGAUGGACUUCCUCUGCCCGGCUGCGGUUGGCGCCCAGCCAAGGUGUGGGAGCCGCGCGAGGAGCGGCCGCCGGGCUCCGAGGAGGAGGCUGAGCUGGAGCCCGAAGCCGAGACCGAGGCUGACGCCGAGGAGUAUGAUGCGCGCGAGGACGAGCUCGAGCCCACGCGCGACUACGACGACUACAACGACAACUCACACCACGAAACACAUCGCGAAUGA
Molecule: messenger RNA, 1827 nt
Organism: Parnassius apollo (apollo)
Lineage: Eukaryota; Metazoa; Arthropoda; Insecta; Lepidoptera; Papilionidae
Source: the annotation of a GenBank genome assembly